Heterotrigona itama is the source of this 2918-nucleotide messenger RNA. NCBI's taxonomy places the organism in Eukaryota, Metazoa, Arthropoda, Insecta, Hymenoptera, Apidae. The record is from the annotation of a GenBank genome assembly.
CACGAAUGGCCGGAGUAGCGCGCUGAUCAGUCAAGCUGGGUACGUGAAUUGGGUGGCCUGCGAUGGCCGCUGUUAGCAACGUGGAAUUAUUACAAUCAUUUGCGAAUUACAAAUCAAUCAACGUAUGUGAACAACUCGUCCUUUCAUCGUCCGUCGGCAACUGGGACGACAAUUCCGCGGGAUAAAUUACUUUUGGCUCAGAAAUUUGAGUUUGAUUGUCGUGUCGCAAAACGAUACAAGAAAAACAGCAAAAAUGCCAGAACGGAGAAAGAGAAAUGUAAAAGAGGAUUCCAAGGGUAAUAUUUUAAAAAAUGAUUCCUGGAGCAAUGGACCCGACAGCGAAGACGAUCACGCUGGCGAGAAUGAAUUGCUUAAUGAAAAUACAAUCAGUCCAAGUCAUCAUCUAUCAACUCCAACAGAUCAGCCUAUUUGUAAUAUGACAAUGUUUACUGAGGAAAAAAUGCGUCGAAAAUUGAAAUUCUUCUUUAUGAACCCUAUUGAAAAAUGGCAAGCAAAGCGACGUUUUCCAUAUAAAUUUAGUGUACAAGUCAUUAAAAUUUUGUUGGUCACUAUACAAUUAUGUUUAUUUGCACAUAACAACUAUAUACAUGUAAAUUAUACUUGGGAUAAUCGAAUUGCUUUCUCACACCUUUUUCUCAGAGGAUGGGAUAGUUCUUUAGAGGUGCCAGUUUAUCCACCAGUAACAGGGCCUUUAGCAAUUUAUAAACGAGAUGAUUUCUAUAGUACAGUUGAUUACGCUUUAGAUGGCUAUUAUAAUCUUAGUAAUGCAAUUGGAUCGUAUUCGUAUACUGGAGAAGAUAAUUCAGUUGGUCCAGUUCUUUUAUGCUUGUAUCAAUAUAAGGAAGGUAUUAUAUUUGGUUUUAAUGAAAGUUAUGUUUUUGAUAAAGAAAUUGUAGAAACUUGCAUAAAUAUUACUCAUCAAGUUCAUAAUGAAUUUAAUACAUUAAAGCUCGUGUUGGCUAAACAAAAUAUUAAUGUUAAUUUUUCAGCUCUUGUUAGAGCUCAUUUAAAAUUUGCUUUAAAAACGGUUAAUUUGAAAGCUGCCGGACCUAUGACACCACCGGAUUGUUACCAGUUCAAUAUUAAAAUUAAUUUUGAUAAUCGUGAUUUCGAUGGACAAAUGUUACUUUCGUUAGAUGCCGAACCAAAGAGAUUACAAUGCAAAGGCGAUACACGUUAUGUAACAGAUAAUCGUAUUGAAUCAGCCUUAAGAACUCUAUUAAAUUUACUUGUAAUUUUAAUUUGUACUAUAUCUCUUAUGUUAUGCUCAAGAGCCAUAUACAGAGCACAAUUAUUAAAAUUUGAAACUAUGAAUUUCUUCAAAAAGGCAUAUGGGAAACCGUUAAGCCUUGAUGGAAGAUUAGAAUUUUUAAAUUUGUGGUAUGUCAUGAUUAUCGUGAAUGAUCUCUUAAUUAUUAUUGGUUCGGGUAUAAAAGAGCAAAUCGAGCGGAAACAAUUUGGUAGUGAUCAUUGGAAUGUGUGCAGCAUAUUUCUUGGUACAGGGAAUUUACUUGUGUGGUUUGGUGUAUUACGAUACCUUGGUUUCUUUAAAACGUAUAAUGUUGUUAUUUUAACAUUGAAAAAGGCCGCCCCUAAGGUAGCACGAUUUUUAAUAUGUGCAAUCCUUAUUUAUGCUGGUUUCACUUUUUGUGGCUGGUUAAUUUUAGGCCCAUACCACAUGAAAUUUAGAUCACUCGCUACAACUUCCGAAUGUCUCUUUGCUCUUAUUAACGGAGAUGACAUGUUUGCCACAUUUUCGGCAACGUCCAUUAAGUCACCGAUGUUAUGGUGGUACUCUAGAAUAUAUUUAUAUACAUUUAUUUCAUUGUAUAUAUAUGUGGUUUUAAGUUUAUUUAUUUCUGUGAUAAUGGACGCUUAUGACACGAUUAAAAUUUAUUAUCGCGAUGGCUUCCCGAAAAAUGAUCUACAAACUUUUAUUGCGGCAUGUACAGACGAAGCAUCUAGUGGCCUUUAUAGAGAUGAUUCUGAGAAUAGUGAUUUAUCGGAACUUUUAGAUCGCUUUUGUUGUUGUCGGAAAAGGCCCUUUUACGGGUCAUUCGCAGGAUCAAAUACGGAAUUUUCAACAAAAUCGGAACAAGCUUGUGGAGGAGCAAUCUGUAUAUAGUGCGUUAAAGAAUAAUAAUGUGUUAGAUAAAUGUUAUGGCUCCAUGGCAGAUACGCGGUAUUAUGAUAACAAUUUUAUCGUGUAAGUUAUUUUUUGAAAAAAUUUCUGUGUAUUUUUUAUUUUUGGUUAUUUUAAAUACCGCAAUAGUGUUGCCAUUUUGAUAUUUCAUUAAGGUAUUCAUAUAGUAUAUCAAGAAGGAUAACUAAUGAUGAAUUUAUUAUUAUAUUAUUAAUAAUAAAAAACAUCAUUCAUUUUUUUCUCUAUUAGUAUAAAAUGAAAUAUUAAAUACAAUUAGCAUUUAGAAACAAGAUGUUACUAUUAACAACAAUGACGUUCAUUAUUUAUGUACAUAAAGUAUUAAUGUACCAGAAAUAAUUAUAAAAUAUUGUUUUUGAUGAACAAUUUUGUAAUACAUGUAAACACACUUGUCAAACAGCAUUUACAUACCUAACCACAUUUAUAACCAACCAAAGUCAGUGAAACAAGUGAUGCAGUUUUAUAUAUACACGAAUUUUAAAAAGAUUAAAUGAAUAGAAAUCAAUUUUAUAGCGAUCGUAAAUGGAAAAAAAUUAUUGAACAAAAUAACAAUGUUAAACAGAAUGUUAAUAUGAAUUUUAAAUUCGUCAUAUAUAUGCAUUAUGUGUAAUUUUAUGUAUUCUAUCAUUUUAUAUGUACAAUAUACAUUGUACAUAAUAUAUCAAUACUUCCAUAUAAUUUACAUUUUUAUGAAAAAUUUAAAAAUUUUAUUUAAGAUGAACGAAAAGCACAAUAA